Zea mays is the source of this 1250-nucleotide messenger RNA. Its product is annotated as two-component response regulator-like PRR1. Gene Ontology annotation, molecular function: ATP binding; cytoskeletal motor activity. Gene Ontology annotation, cellular component: myosin complex. The record is from RefSeq and is a predicted model, not a curated record. Lineage: Eukaryota; Viridiplantae; Streptophyta; Magnoliopsida; Poales; Poaceae. The transcript has 5 exons. The coding region runs from base 46 to 1218 and encodes 390 amino acids. Gene Ontology annotation, biological process: phosphorelay signal transduction system; cytokinin-activated signaling pathway.
UGUGCUUGCUGUGACCAUCCUCCUGUUCGAUGGAACCGUGCAGUGAUGUCCAACAGAGACGAGGUGUCUGUUGUUGUCAAGUGCUUGCGGCUUGGCGCCGCCGAGUACCUGGUGAAGCCGCUGCGCACGAAUGAGCUGCUGAACCUUUGGACCCAUGUGUGGCGGCGGAGACGGAUGCUUGGUUUGCCCGAGAAAAACUUCUUCAAUGACAACUUCGAGUUGGUGCUCUCAGAACCUAGCGAUGCCAAUACCAAUAGCACCACCCUCCUCUCAGACGAGACCGACGAUAGGCCUAAAGGAAACACGAAUCAAGAAACAGGCACCUCAAAGCAACUUGAAUACGAGUCUAAUCCUUCAGUUGCUGAGCCCGACCAGAGAGAAAAGAUGGAGGGUGUUCCAGGCUCUGCCCUAGAUGCCAGUAAAAAAUCCUCUCCGAGAAGAGCGUUUUCACGCCCUAUAAAAACUAACCUGAGGGUUGCCGAGUCGUCUGCAUUUCUAGCAUAUGUCAAGUCAAGCACCCCAGCCACCAGCUCAUUUGACAGCGAAUUACAAAGGGGUGGCAGCCGAUUAGAUUCCUUGGAUAACCAGGGUAAUUGCUCUAGCGCAACCGAUAGAAGUGACACCGGUACUGAUGUAAAUAUUCGGAACAAAGAAGCUUUUGAGAUGCCUGCGCAGUACCCUAUGGUAUGGUUUUCUUCCUCUAACAUGCAUAUGGAGCGAAGCAGCGAAGGCCAUAAUGAUACUUCAGGAACUCCACCUGCAUACCAUUUCCCAUUUUAUUAUCCAGGGAUGGUAGAGCACAACAUGGCACUUUCGUCGGCGCAAGAUUUUCAAGCAAACAUAAACAAUGCUCAAGCACAUACACCGCAAGAAGGCACAUUUAAGGUUUGCCAUUAUGCAGGGGAGGUGACAUAUGAUACAGCUGGGUUCCUGGAGAAGAACAGAGAUCCACUACACUCUGAAUCGAUCCAACUACUAUCAUCAUGUAAAUGUGAACUUCCAAAACAUUUUGCCUCUGUCAUGGUUGCUGAUUCUCAGAAUAAAUCAAGUCUGUCAUGGCAUUCAGUAAUGGAUACACAGAAACAAAGUGUUGUCACGAAAUUUAAGGUACUGAUUCAAAUCUUCCAUUCUUUCAUCUUCACAGUAAAUAUUGUCAAAAAUGGUUCUCUAGAUCUCUAUGCUUUUGGUCUAUAUAAGUUGUAUACAGUUUCUUGGUAGUUCUUUUGAUUCUUUGUUCAUAAUAAUACCUU